Messenger RNA from Peromyscus leucopus (white-footed mouse), 2297 nucleotides. It is a transcript of the gene Plbd1, whose product is annotated as phospholipase B domain containing 1. Gene Ontology annotation, biological process: phospholipid catabolic process. The record is from RefSeq and is a predicted model, not a curated record. The coding region runs from base 514 to 2187 and encodes 557 amino acids. The transcript is spliced from 11 exons. Gene Ontology annotation, molecular function: glycerophospholipase activity. NCBI's taxonomy places the organism in Eukaryota, Metazoa, Chordata, Mammalia, Rodentia, Cricetidae. Gene Ontology annotation, cellular component: extracellular region.
ACAGGCUGGCACAAGAGGCCCUGGUUCCUGACGGAUGAGGGACCUGAGGAGACAGAAGGCCACAGAAUCCGAUCUGCGUGUAGGCAGAGGCAUGCGACCCAAAGCUGCCUGGGGUACCUCAUCUGCUGCCACAGGGGCCAAGGCCAUCUUGAACUGAUUCCUUGGCCCUGAGCCCCAAACCUGCAGGAGGCGGCCAGAAGCAGCGCAGCCCCUGUACUUCCCAAAAGCGCUACUGAGAACUUUCCCGGCCCGGCCCACAGGUGACUAGAGGGUCAGACCAGACGGAAAGGAUCCGCCUAUCCCAGCCUGGGGCUCAGACGGGCGAAGGUUGGUUCCCAAGGCCACGCGAAGCGCCCAAGCAGGCAAAACUAAUGCCAGAAGAAAGUUAAGAUCUCCCAGGCCUCUGUCACGCAACGCCCUACUGCCACCCCCAAGUGCGGCUCUUGCAACAGCUGUCGCGGCCGGCGCCAGCGGGACCUAAUCCAGCCCGGCAGAGGUCAGAGCGGAGGAGCGAUGUCCCACCGCAGUCCUGGCAGGAGCCUCGGGCCGCCAGCGCCGCCGCCGCCGCUGCCGCUGCUGCUGCUGCUGCCCUUGCUACUGCAGCUUCCCCGGGCAGCCGCCCUGGAGCCUACGUCAACAGGAGUCUACUAUGUAACCGCAUACUGGCUACCUGAUUCGAAGACAGUGGAAAUCAAGAAUGUGCUGGACAAGAACGGGGAUGCUUACGGCUACUACAAUGACUCCAUUGAGACCACAGGCUGGGGCAUCCUAGAGAUUAAAGCUGGGUAUGGCUCUCAGACCCUGAGAAAUUCCAUCAUCAUGUUUCUGGCUGGCUACCUGGAGGGCUACCUCACCGCUCUACACAUGUAUGACCACUUCACAAACCUGUACCCACAGCUGAUCAAGGACCCUUCCAUCAUGGACAAAGUGAAGAACUUCAUGGAUAAGCAGGACGCAUGGACUCGGAAAAACAUCAAAGAACGGACGGAUGACCCGUUUUGGAGACACACCGGCUACAUUAUGGCACAGCUGGACGGGCUUUAUGUCGGAGCACUGAAGAGAUCUACAGAAGAAAAUGUAAAGCCCUUGACGAUGUCCCAAGUUCAGUUUCUGAAUGCCGUUGGUGACCUGCUGGACCUCAUCCCCUCGCUGUCUCCCACAAAAGACGACAGCAUGAAGGUGUUUAAGAGAUGGGACAUGGGCCACUGUUCUGCUCUUAUUAAGGUCCUUCCUGGAUUUGAGGACAUCUAUUUUGCCCACUCGAGCUGGUACACAUACGCAGCCAUGCUCAGGAUCUACAAACACUGGGACUUCAGCAUAAAGGACAAAUACACCAAAAGCAGCCGCCACUCCUUCAGCAGCUACCCGGGGUUCUUGGAGUCUCUGGAUGACUUCUACAUUCUUAGCAGCGGCCUCAUACUGCUACAGACCACCAACAGUGUAUACAAUAAAACCCUGCUGAAGUUCGUGGAACCCGAGACUCUCCUGGCCUGGCAAAGAGUCCGUGUGGCCAACAUGAUGGCAGACGGCGGUAAGGACUGGGCAGAGAUCUUUUCAAAGCACAACUCUGGUACCUACAAUAAUCAGUACAUGGUCCUGGACUUGAAGAAGGUUCAUAUCAAGAAGCGCCUUGACGAAGGCACUCUGUAUAUCGUGGAGCAAAUUCCUACAUACGUAGAAUAUUCGGAACAAACUAAUGUUCUAAGAAAAGGAUACUGGCCUUCCUACAAUAUCCCCUUCCAUGAAAAGAUCUACAACUGGAGUGGCUACCCGCUGCUGGUUAAGAAGCUGGGUUGGGACUACUCUUAUGACUUAGCUCCCCGAGCGAAAAUCUUCAGGCGCGACCAAGGGAAAGUGACUGAUAUGGCUUCCAUGAAAUAUAUCAUGCGAUACAACAAUUACAAGGAGGACCCCUACAGUAAGGGUGAUCCCUGCAACACCAUCUGCUGUCGUGAGGACCUGAAUGAAGCCAGCCCAAGCCCUGGAGGCUGCUACGACACCAAGGUGGCAGACAUCUUCCUUGCAUUUCAGUAUACAGCCUAUGCCAUUAGUGGUCCUACCGUACAAGAUGGCCUCCCCGCUUUUGACUGGAAACGCUUCAACAAAACUCUCCAUGAAGGGAUGCCAGACGUCUAUAACUUUGAUUUUGUUACCAUGAAACCAAUUUUGACAGAGGACAUAAAGUGAAGAAUGGAGGAGGAAAAAGAAAGCUGUGAAUAAGACUCCAAAGGCACUAUUUUAGCUAUAUUUUCCCAUCUGUAUUCCUAAUAAAAAAUAUUAAAUUCCCUUCCAUUUUC